Messenger RNA from Trichosurus vulpecula (common brushtail), 3716 nucleotides. RefSeq names its product platelet endothelial aggregation receptor 1 (gene PEAR1). The record is from RefSeq and is a predicted model, not a curated record. Gene Ontology annotation, cellular component: membrane. Bases 185 to 3328 code for a protein of 1047 amino acids. Gene Ontology annotation, molecular function: protein binding; scavenger receptor activity. NCBI's taxonomy places the organism in Eukaryota, Metazoa, Chordata, Mammalia, Diprotodontia, Phalangeridae. The transcript has 23 exons.
CAGGACUCCCUUGGCCCCCUUUGCCCCAGAUCCCGGACCUUGUAUCUCCAGCUUCCCCAAAGACCUUACCCUAGUCAGACAAGAGAUCCAAAGCCUGAAGCAGAUGAGAAAACUGAAGUCUAGAGACUUUAAGUGACUUAUCCAAGGUCAUAAAAGUGAAGUUUCCAGACCCUCAGGUGGCCCCAUGCUGUCCAGGACACUGAGACCACUGACUGUUGUCUUCUUCCUCCUGCUGGGACUGGGCGGCACUCUCAACCCUAAUGAUCCCAAUGUCUGCAGCUACUGGGAAAGUUACACCACCACAAUGAAGGAAUCCUACUCCCAUCCCUACACUCAACUCCCCACUGAACCCUGCAACCAGCCUUGGGGUCAUGAUCAUUCCUGCCCUCAGCCGAAGAUUGUGUACCGCAUAGCUUAUCGACAGGCGGUGAAGGUGGAUCACCGGAGGCGCCUUCGGUGCUGCCAAGGCUACUAUGAGAGCAGUGGAACUUGUGUCCCCCUGUGUUCUCAGGAGUGUGUCCAUGGCCGAUGCAUCGCUCCACAUCGAUGCCAAUGUGAGAAUGGAUGGAGGGGGGAUGACUGCUCUUCUUCUUGCCCCCUGCACUUGUGGGGCAAAAACUGCGAACGUUUCUGUGAAUGUGGCAACAACAGCACUUGUGACCCCAAGACUGGAGCUUGUGUCUGCCCUCCUGGCUUCCAGCCUCCUCAAUGCUUCCAGCCCUGCCCACCUGGUUUCUAUGGCCCUGCCUGCCUGGCCCAAUGCCAUUGUCAUGGAGCCUCCUGUGACUUCCAGACGGGGGCCUGUCACUGCCCUGCCAAUAGCACCGGGCCUAGCUGUGAGAUACCCUGUCAUCUGGACACAGUUGGCUUCUCCUGCCCCAGAAGCCAUCCCUGCCAAAAUGGGGGUAUCUACAACUCUGACCAGAACUGUACCUGCCCCCCAGGCUGGAUGGGUGCCAUUUGUUCCCUGCCCUGCCCAGAAGGCCGCUAUGGAAGGGGUUGCACCCAGGAGUGUCGCUGUCAUAACGGUGGCCAAUGCGACCCCAUCCUAGGGCAGUGUCACUGUGCUCCAGGAUACAUCGGAGACAGGUGCCGAGAGGAGUGCCCAGUGGGUCGUUUCGGACAAGAUUGUGCAGAGACUUGCGACUGCGCCCCCGGGGCCCGCUGCUACCCAGCCGACGGAGCGUGUCUGUGCGAGCACGGCUUCACCGGGGAUCGCUGCACCGAGCGCCUCUGCGAGGACGGUAGAUACGGUUUCGCCUGCCAGGCGUCCUGCACCUGUCACGCAGAACAUAGCCUCAGCUGCCAUCCCAUGAGCGGGGAGUGCUCCUGUAGGCCGGGAUGGGCUGGCCUGCAUUGCAACGAAAGCUGUCCCCCUGGCACCCAUGGGCCUGGCUGUCGAGAACCUUGCCUCUGCCUCCAUGGCGGCACCUGCCGGGCAGAAAGUGGCCACUGUCUUUGUCCCCCCGGCUACACAGGCCCCCACUGUUCCAGCCUCUGCCCUCUGGACACAUUCGGGGUCAACUGCUCCCAGAGUUGUUCCUGUGUGCAUGCUCUUGCCUGCUCCCCAAUUGAUGGCACGUGCAACUGCAAGGAAGGAUGGCAGAAAGGCAACUGCUCUGUGCCUUGCCCUGAGGGCACCUGGGGAUUUGGCUGCAAUGCCAGCUGCCAGUGUGCCCAUGGGGCUACCUGUAGUCCACAGACAGGAGCCUGCUCCUGCACCCCUGGCUGGCGUGGUGAUAGAUGCCAGCUUCCCUGCCUGAAGGGGCAGUUUGGACCAGGCUGUGCCAGUCACUGUGAUUGCAAACAUGCAGAUGGCUGUGACCCUAUUCAUGGGCGUUGCCAAUGCCGACCUGGAUGGACAGGACACCGCUGUGACCUUCCAUGCCCUGAGGGCUUCUGGGGACCCCACUGCAAUAACUCCUGUACCUGCAAAAAUGGGGGGACCUGCAUACCUGAGAAUGGGAGCUGCAUCUGUGUGCCUGGCUACCGGGGUCCGUCUUGCCAGAGAACCUGCCAGCCUGGUCGAUAUGGCAAACGCUGCGCACCCUGCAAAUGUGCCAACCACUCUUCCUGCAACCCCAUCGAUGGAAGCUGCUACUGCCAUGCUGGGUGGACUGGCCCCGAUUGUUCCCAGCCAUGCCCAUUGGGGUACUGGGGCAACAACUGUGCCCUUCCCUGCCAAUGCCAGAAUGGUGGGCAUUGCCAACCCCAGGAGGGAAGCUGCAUCUGCCCACCAGGCUGGACUGGACGCCUCUGCUCUGAAGGUUGCCCUCCAGGCAUGUUUGGUGCCAACUGCUCCCAGCUGUGCCAGUGUGGACCUGAGGGACAGUGCCAGGCUGAAACAGGGGCCUGUAUAUGUCCACCGGGACACAGUGGUGCCCCCUGCAAAAUUGGGAACCAGGAUCAACCCUUCACCAUGGUGCCCACAUUGCCAGUGACCUAUGACUCACUGGGUGCAGUGAUUGGCAUUGCAGUGCUGGGGGCUCUGGUCGUGGCACUGGUAGCACUGUUCAUUGGCUACCGACACUGGCAGAAAGGCAAAGCACACCAGCACCUGGCCGUAGCCUACAGCAGUGGGCGUCUGGAUGGCUCCGAAUAUGUCAUCCCAGAUGUCCCGCCAAGCUACAGUCACUAUUACUCCAACCCGAGCUACCACACACUUUCCCAGUGUUCUCCCACUCCCCCACCCCCCAACAAGGUGCCAGGCACUCAGCUCUUUGGCAGCCUCCAGGCCCCAGAACGCCCUAGUGCUUAUGGGCAAGACAGCCAUGCCACACUGCCUGCUGACUGGAAGCAUCACAAGGAGCUCCCCCCUGGGCAUCGGGAAAGGGGGAGAAGCCUAUUGGAUCGUUACAGCUACAGUUCUGGCAAUGGCCUAGGACACCCCUACGCUAAAGGGCCCAUCCCAGAAGAGGGAUUAAGGGCCAGUGUAAGCUCCCUGUGCAGCGAGAACCCCUAUGCCACCAUCCGGGACCUGCCCAGCCUGCUGGGCCCUGCCAGCGAGGGCAGCUACAUGGAAAUGAAAGGUCCUUCGUGUGCUACAGCUGAAGCCCUGGGAGAGCCCAGUCCACCUCGAAGGCAUGUGCCCCAGCCUCGGAAGAGUCAACGAUUUCGAAGCCCUGACCACCAGAGGGACAGUGGCACCUAUGAACAGCCAAACCCGCCAGCCCCUGACUUCGUCGCAGGGGGCACGCUGCCCCCCAUCCCACCAAGUCUUCCCCCAGGCCAUUAUGACUCCCCUAAGAAUAGCCACAUUCCGGGACACUAUGACUUGCCCCCUGUCCGACAUCCCCCCUCGCCCCCGAGACUGCGACAGGAUCGUUGAAGGGAUGGGGGGCAUUCAGAGAUAGCCCCCCUUCCAUGGCCAGGCCCAGAAACUAAGGACCUAACGCGCAGCACACUUUCCCCUCCGUAGCUCUUGGGUUAGCAGGGGGUAAACCGUUCCUGGAGGGAAAAAGUCCGGGGAUGCCCGGUUCUGAAGCCCCUCCCCCAUCCCCUCACCUUAGAGGAAGCCCUCGGAUGGCUGAAAAGGAGCUGGGAGCCAGGAUUCCUGGGUCCCAGGAGUGUGAGGGCAACCACCAUCGACCUUGGGGGACUGGAUGGCAGGACGCCAUGACUAUUCUCUUGCUCUGCUACUGCUCCCCAAGCCCUGGAUUUCCCGGAUGGGGAACCCUGCCCUGUGUCUGUAAAUAAAGUCGUUGGAUUUUUCGUGG